Molecule: messenger RNA, 447 nt
Organism: Paramecium pentaurelia
Lineage: Eukaryota; Ciliophora; Oligohymenophorea; Peniculida; Parameciidae
Source: the annotation of a GenBank genome assembly
AUGAUGUAUCUGUAUAAACCUAAACAGAAUCUGGAAAUACAUUAAUAUUUUUAGUUCCAUUAUUUAAUCAAUUCUCAAAAUAGAAAUAAUUAGAUAAUCAACUAUUUGGUUUGGUAUUGUCAUCUGCAAGACAAUUGGAAUAAUAAAUUUUAAGAUGUAGAAAAGAAAUUCUAAAUUGUAAAUCAAGUCAAGAUUGCCUAUGCUAUAGUUGGAACUUAUAAUAAAAAUGAUAUUAACUAUUUAAAUGAAAAAGGAUAUAAUAUACUCAUAGCUAAAAUUAAUAAGUUAAGAUAAUUGUUAGAUAUGUCUGAUUUGUAAAUUGAUUUCAAAAUUUUGGAAUAUUUAUAUUUGAUUUAGUAGAUAGACAAUGAAUACUAAAUUAAUAUUAGGAUAUAUACUAUUUAAGUUACUAAAAUAGAGAAGAUCUAGCUUAUUUUAUAAUAAUGA